Trachemys scripta elegans is the source of this 6298-nucleotide messenger RNA. It is a transcript of the gene DTWD1, whose product is annotated as DTW domain containing 1. Bases 113 to 1036 code for a protein of 307 amino acids. Gene Ontology annotation, biological process: tRNA modification. Gene Ontology annotation, molecular function: tRNA-uridine aminocarboxypropyltransferase activity. The record is from RefSeq and is a predicted model, not a curated record. Gene Ontology annotation, cellular component: nucleus. The transcript has 5 exons. NCBI's taxonomy places the organism in Eukaryota, Metazoa, Chordata, Testudines, Emydidae.
CCGGCAGGCCGAGGCCGCGUCCUUUGGUUCCGGUUCCAGAGUCCGGACCCAGGCCCCGAGCUGGGAGCGCUGCCGUGCGCCAGAUACAGCAUAUGGUCUAUUUAAAGUAAAGAUGUCUUUAAAUUCAUCUACAUUUUUGAACCAAGAAAGCCAUCAGAAAUUAAAAAGAAAUUUUGAAUGUUUGAAAAAUUCACAACAGACUACUUCAUCACUUCAAGAUAACCCACUUCAGAAUUUACAGUUAGCAUCCUGGGAAGUUCUUGAAAAGGCCCAAAAGAGUGGGAGAUCAAAGUGCCCAAGAUGUGGUAGUUCAAGGAUGUUUUAUUGUUAUUCAUGUUAUGUUCCAGUUGAAAUUGUGCCUACCAAAGAAAUUCCAGUUGUGAAGCUUCCUUUGAAGAUUGACAUAAUUAAACAUCCAAAUGAAACUGAUGGCAAAAGCACUGCUGUACAUGCUAAACUCCUAGCACCUGAAGAUGUUACCAUUUAUACAUAUCCUUGCAUUCCAGACUAUGAAGAAAAAAGACAUGAAAUUGCACUUAUCUUUCCUGGUUCUAACUCAAUUUCGGUAAAAGAUAUUAUUCUCCAUCUGGAAAAAAAUGUUGAGAAAAAUGUUAGUUGUGGCAAUGAUGAUGAUUCUUCAGCAGAGCCAUUUCUCAAGAAAGCAAAAAUAGAAACAAAAGAAGAUCAAAACCUAAGUGAAUACAAAUCAAACAGCAGGAGUGAAGACACUGUACUGAAGAAAGUAAUAUUUAUUGACAGUACUUGGAAUCAAACCAACAAAAUAAUCACUGAUGAGCGACUUCAAGGGUUACUACAAAUUGAGUUGAAAACAAGAAAAACUUGCUUUUGGCGUCACCAGAAAGGAAAGCCAGAUACGUAUCUUUCUACAAUUGAAGCAAUUUAUUAUUUUCUUGUGGAUUAUCACCAGGAGGUUUUAAAAGAGAGCUACAAAGGACAAUAUGACAACCUGCUUUUUUUCUUUUCAUUUAUGUACACGCUGAUAAAAAACGCCAAGAAUUCUGCAGGAAAAGAAUAAGCCAAGACAUCUAUUUGUCUGUAAAUAGCACCAUGUUUGUUUUUCUUCAUCAUAAUUAAAGUGUAGCAAUACAAUUUUUUGUCUAAAUGACAUUUGAGAGUUCAAUAAUAAAACAAUGUAUUACACUCUGGAGUUGUCUGUAAUGCUGCUCCAAAUGCAAGAGCAGGAUCUGGUUCUGUACACAAUUGAUGCAUAAUUUUAAUCACUACUUGUUUCAAUGGGGAUGCAUAUUCCUUAAGGGUUGCCAGUUAGGGCCUACUUUGUGAGUCUGACCCUGCAGUCCUCACCUUGGGUAAAUCACAAUGUGCCUGAGGCAAGGAAUGGAGAAUUAAGACCUCAUAUUGGAAAUAGUAAGAUCUCAGGAUUGUAAAGAUGAGUUAAUAUGUCAACGUGGAAUCUCUUUUCUAAAACGUAGUAAAAUGUAGUUCAGCUGAUUACUGUGUAGGAAUGUGCUCUAACCAAUCAGGCUGACUUCAUGCUGUUGAUAUCACAAUUGCUUACUGAAAUAUUAGGACAAUAUUUCAUCAGGGGGAAAAAAAUUAAAAGAGUUGACUGAAUGGAAAACAAAUUAUAAACUUUGUUAGUUUUAAAUAAAGCUGGAAAAAUGAUUUAGUAAUACAGAUAAAAAUAUAGGCCUAGAUUCACAAAGCUACUUAGGUGGCGUGAUGCUGAGCAGAUGCUGGUAAAAUUUUUAAGUGUAGACCAGGCCUAAACUGGCUAGAUAUUUCUAUCUUUGUCCUAUGUUGGUGCGGGAGUCACAAAUCUUGUAAAAGAGACACGAAAAAUCAUAAUAGUUAAACUUUUUCAGAAAUCUGUGAGUUUGUUUUAGUUGUAUCUUUUUUUUUUUCCUCGGUAAACCUGGCUAAUUUUCCAUCUGCAUCAGUCCUCCUCUCCCCUCCCAAAGGGGAGCCUUAGUAUCCAAGGGCAAGUAAACAGCACUGUGAAAAAGGCAUUAAAAAUUUAUGUUUUUAAACUUGUAUAGAAUUUUGUUUGGGGCCAUCAAACCAAUUAAUUGUUGUUUUACUUUUGUUUUAAGUGUACCAAAGUAUUGAAUUAAUCACAAUAAAUAGAGCGUUAAAAUACAAACUAAAGAGCCACUUUUUCAGACAGCUUCUAGCUAGUCUCCAGUUUUACGUGUCCACCCAAUUUCACUUCUUCAGGUAGGCAUGAAAAAGAUUUAUUUUUUUUGCACAUGGAAAUCACUCUGUAUACAUACACAAAAGUGAAGGCCAGGACUGACCAUUUGGCCCUAGGAGUAGAAAGAUUUAGUUAGUAUGCAUGAAUUAAAAUAAGACUGUUCAUAAGAGGCACGGAGUCAACGUCAGAAUGAUAAACAGCAUUUCAAAUGUGAUGGUGCAGCUGCUAAAGUGAAAAGCAAGUUUGUGUGUAUUUCUCUUACAGCAAGUCAUCUCUCAGCUAUUGGAACAACAGAUUUCUUAGUCAUUUGUUUUUAUUGUUAUUGAGAGAGGUUAUUUGGCUUUUCACAAUGAUUAAUGCUAUUUCCUCUGGUAUGAAUUUUGAUGGUCUUUUUGACAUUUUCAUCCGUACUUGUGUUUCUAAAACAAAGAUUGCUUUAACUUUAUGAAAGUCAAAGAAACGCUUUUUAAACAGUGUAUAAUAGUUUGAGAAGAAAAAACUUUCACCCAUUUUAAACACAUACAAAAAGUGAACUCAGUGACCUAAUGUUUUACAAGAAUCAAACAGAGGAGAAAAUCUGUUUUUUUCUUCCAAGACAUUUCCCUGAAAACAUGUUUUUUUAUUUAAACAGUAGAGGUCAGAUAAAAGCUUAUAUAAGCUGGUCUUCGUUACUUUUGGAAAAUACUUUCAUAAGGUUAAAAACAUUUUCCAAAUGUAACUUUGGGUACCUCACUUUAUUUUAAACAAUGGGAGUUAAGAAGCUAUUCCAAAAGUAAAUUAAUUUUUAGUUGUCAGAUGAAAUCAAUGUACAGGCAAUAUUUAAAAUCUGGAACAUUGACUCUCCAGAAAAUUGGGUUCAGAUUUUUUUUUUUUUUCAAAAUUAACUUUGCUAUAAGGCUACACUAAUUCUUAAACCAACAGAAAUCACUCUUACAAAUAUGGGACACAUCUAGGGUCCACAUUAUUUAAAGUCUAUUGGCAUUGCUCUGAUAACCUGGUGUGGGGCCAUGCAGAAGGUUAGUGUAACCACUGUUUCAGACCUGUUCUGGCUGAAACUUGGCUUUCUCCAAAAAAGAUUUAAAUCCAUUAUUUAAGUUGGAGACUGGCAAAAAAAGAGGCUCCUCAACCCACUGAAAAAGUAUCAUGGUCUCCAAUAGAUUUUCCAGCUUCCAACCAAAAGAAGAGCUUUGCAUUGCCAAAUGAAAGAUAACAAGUAUUUAAUCCUUUCAAGUGGAGUUAGCAGCACUGACCAUGCUGUUAACUAAAAUAAGGGUCAGGGGCUAAGGGCUAAUUAGUUAAGGGCUAAUUCUGGACCUAUUUCUUAAAACUGGAAUGGCCCCUAUCUGGAGUGAGGGGAAAAGCCAGGCUUAAACUUGGUCUAGCAGCAUCCUAAAAGGUUUCCAGAUACAGGAGUAAAAGGAGAUGCAUCCCAGUUUUCUGAACACAAGGCCAUCUCACCGCCUUAAGUUGAGGCACCUCUGGUAUCUGAAGGGAAUAGAGAGUUUGCCAUGAGUAGCAAGUACAACUGUGGUGAUAAAAGUGCAAAGAGCCAUCUUACCUGUAGUCUGGUCCAUUCAUCUGCAGUGCAGGAAUCCUGCUUUUGCCUGUGUCCUAAAAAAGAUUUUUAAUUUUUUUUUUUUCCAGAAGUGGAGAGGAAAGUGGGUUCUCUUCCAUGUUUGGUUAAUAGGGGCACUAGAUCCACUCCUGAAUGUGGCUGUAGAAAGUUGUGAAAAGCUAUUCCUUUUCCUGGAGAGAAGUAUAGGAGUCACCAGUCUCAGGUUGAAGAUGUGCAUUCAUCAUUUUAUUUUUAGAUUUGAAUGCUAGAAGGGACCAUUUGAUCAGCUAGUCUAACCACCUGGGUAAUACAGUUCAUAGAAUUUCACCCAAUUACCUCUGUGUUGAGCCGAAUAACUUGAGUUUAACUAAAGUAUCUCUUCCAGAAAGGUCUCCAGUCUUGAUACCAAGGCAUCAAGAGGUGGAGAAUCCACCACUUCCCUUGGGAGUUUGUUCCAAUGGCUAAUCACACUCUUAAAAAUGUGCUUAUUUCUAAUUCGAAUUUGUCUGGCUUAAAUAUUUAAAAUGUCACCAAAGCUAUACCUGUAAUCCUCUUUUUUCCACUUAUUUAUUAAGCCUUCUGUAAGGGAGCCUUUAGCUUUUCCUUGUAUUGGUAGUUUAAUUGAAGGCACUACUCGACCAUUUGUACUGCCAAGUGUGCUUAUUAUUUGUGCUCUUGACUAAUUCGUCAUGGAUUUCUUCUCCUAACAGGAACUCAAGUUCAAUCAGAAUCUUUUCCUCGGAUUGGUGAAUUUCCUCCCAGAGUCUCUUAGUUUCCCUAGCUGCCAGUUCUCAUUUAGUUGUGCCUCUUUCUGAAUAAGCAAUUCAUUUUUCUGCUUCAUAAGAUCUUCCUUGGCUGUUGCAAGCACCUCUUUAAUUUUAUUUCUGUAACCAUCUAAGAUUGCACUGUAGUUCCUGUAGUUGGAGGAUUUCUUCUUGCUUUUGUGUGUUCCAGUGAGCACAGGCCUUUGCCAUCUCUGCUUUAACAGAUGCAAGGACUCCUUUCUUUAGCUCCAUUUCCCUUCUAAGGGAAAGUAUAUUCUCUUCAAGCUCUUUGGUUCUUGCUCCAGAUUUGUUUUCUCAAGUUUUUUUCUUUCAUUUCUCUUCAGCUGCUGAAAGAACUAGUGAUAAAUAUAUAUAUAUAUAUAUAUAUAUUUUUAAAAGAUAUGGUCAGCAAAUGGGAGAUGACCUAUGGGGUCAAAAAGAGAGGGAUGUGGCAAACUCUUGCCCUCUCCCCCAAACAUUUGUUUACUUAUCUGUUCCAAACCUUUUGUCUACCACCUGUUUCAGAUCCUAUUUAGCUUUUUGAGUCCUUAUUAUAAAGUCUUAUUAGUACUCUAACUGUUUCACAUGCCCCUACAGUACCAUGGGCAAUGUAGUGUGUGGUUCUGAUCAAACUGUCUUCCCAAAAUCCACUUCAUACUGUAGUUUUUGUUUGAGCACAUUAAAAACAUUUAACAAUCAUAAUUAAGGCUACAAUUUUGUUAUGGAUAUUUUUAGUAAAAGUCAGGGAUAGGUCACGGGCAAUGAAUAAAAAUUCACGGAAGCCGCAACCUGUCCCUGACUUUUACUAAAAACAGCCCCAAUGAAACAGGGAGGGAGGCGGUCCAGCACCCUGCCCCCCUGCAUGCAGCAGCAGGGAGGUGCGGCUCCCACCCCUGCCCAUUGGCUGGGAGGGACCCCUGACCCAGGCUGGGAUCUGUGAGGUCCUCUGCCGCUGGCAGGUGGGGAGCUCCGGGGCAUCACCUGCCACCUGUGGGAGAUGGGGGUUCUCUGGGGGAUCCCCCGCCGGCAGCAACUAGGGCAUUCUGGGGGAUUCCCCCAUGGGAGCUGGAGAGCUGCCAGAGAUCCCCUGCCACCCUGCAGGGCUGGGGGAGGUCCCAUGGCUGGGCUGCUUUGAGGCACCAAUGUCACUGAGGUCCCUGGAAAUCAUGGAUUCCAUUACUUCUGCAACCUCCGGGACAUACUGAGCCUUAAUCAUAAUUAGUUCGUAUCUAAACUAAGUAUGUUAACACACAAAAUAGUUGUUUAAUGAAAGGCAAGGUUACCUCAAGACACACCCCACCCAGAUCUUUGAAAGCACAGAACUAAGGAGUAAAGAGCAAACCAUUCUUUGCCAUCUUCAUAUCACCUACAAUGCCGUAAAUAUACUUGGAGGCACUGACUUAAAUGUCAGCACAUACCAAAAGCAAUACCAGCUCUAAAUUUACCCAAUUUGUUUUGUGACAAAGAAUCUUAAUGGUGAUCUUAGCAAUAUUAAAGCAUAGCAACUUUCCCACUGAAUAGCCUAUGUGACCGUGAGAUGUGGUGUUCUGCUGUUACAAGAGAGUAUGAGGUCACUAUUAAGGCUGUGUGUGACAGUCUCUGACAAUGUGUUGACAUAAUCCUAAAUUAUUAUUAUUAUUGUUUGUCUUCAGUGACAUUGUUUAAUGUAACUUCUAUGCUCCUUUGUCAUUAAUAACAAUGUUGCCUUUGAUUGAUAACAUUGUAUCAACGUUGACAUUCAGAAAGUCAUGUUUUAAUCUUCAAAAAUUGUUUAUAUAAAGUGGAUUGCAAUUUUUAACAACCAUU